This is a messenger RNA of Sesamum indicum (sesame), 2325 nucleotides long. RefSeq names its product Phototropic-responsive NPH3 family protein. Gene Ontology annotation, molecular function: protein binding. Lineage: Eukaryota; Viridiplantae; Streptophyta; Magnoliopsida; Lamiales; Pedaliaceae. The record is from RefSeq and is a predicted model, not a curated record.
UUCAUCCAUCCAUCUAAUACUAAUAAUCAUACAAUUCCCAUUCACAUUCACACACACUCAGCCCUCUGUCUCUCUGUUUUAUGUUUCACUGCUUUACAUGCUUCCUUCCAUUUACCCACUAAUACACCUUUUUCUUUAUUUCCACUGUUGUACGCACACACUCUCACUCUCCACACCCAAACCAAAUCUCUGUUAAUCAUCAUAUUGUCUCUCAUCAGUUUUUAAUAAUUGCAUCAUUCUCAAAAAAGCUAUCCCACUUGAAAAAGUAGCAAAAAACUAAAGACCAUCAUCCCAUCCAUCCAUUUCACAACUAAAAGACAAUUAAAUCAAUAAAAAGCAAAAGCCAAAGCCCAAAGCCGCUUCUCAGUUUAUUUCUCUUGUAAGAAAUCUGUGAAGGACUAGUUUGAGUGGCAUGGUGUUGAAAGGAGGGAGGAGUGGAGCUGAAGCUUAAAUCAAAAGGCAAAGGCAAAGAGCAAGAGAGUUGCAGCAAUUGGAGAGAAACAAGAGUUAGAAUGGUGUGGGAGCAGUCUGUCCCUUCUCCCAACUUCUCUACCUCUUUUGCCAACCGUAUAUUCUCGGAUGUUGCUGGGGACAUCACCAUUGUUGUUGAUGGAGAAUCCUUUCUAUUACAUAAGUUCCCCUUGGUGGCUCGAAGUGGUAAGAUCCGUAAGCUGGUUGCGGAUACCAAAAAUGCAAGUCUGUCAAAGCUGGAACUCCCCAACUUUCCAGGAGGGCCGGAAGCAUUUGAACUGGCAGCAAAAUUUUGUUAUGGCUUGAAUUUUGAGAUCACAACAACAAAUGUUGCCCCCUUGCGAUGCGCUGCAGAGUACCUGGAAAUGACUGAAGAUUGUCGAGAAGAAAACCUCGUAGAACGAACACAAACCUACCUAACUCAAGUUGUAUGUCAAAGUCUGGAUAAAUCAGUUGAGGUUCUGUCUGCCUGUGAGAGUUUACUUCCUCUUGCCGAUGAAAUUGGAAUUCCCGAUACAUGCAUUAGUGCUAUUGCCAGGAAUGCUUGUAGGGAGCAGCUGGUAUCUGGUCUAUCUCGAUUAGAUUGUAAUAGUGGAUCCUUAGAACUUAGAGACAGGUGUCUUGAGUGGUGGGUCGAAGAUCUUUCGGUUUUGGGAAUUGAAUUUUAUCAUAGAGUUAUUAGUGCCAUGGGACAGAGUGGUGUUCGGACAGACAGCAUAGUUGCAUCUUUGAUGCAUUAUGCGCAGACAUCACUAAAGGGUAUAGGGAAGCCCCAGAUAUGGAAUCCCGCAAGAGCAAAUCCUAGCAUAGGAGAAAAUGGCCAGAAGGCGAUCGUUGAGUCUCUGGUAACUCUAUUCCCUACAGAGAAAAGCUCGUCUAUUCCGUUGAAUUUUUUGUUUGGGAUGACGAGGGUAGCUAUUAUGGUGGAUGCUACUUUGGCAUGUAGGCUUGAGCUUGAGAGGAGGAUUGCUUAUAGAUUAGAAAUGGCAUUACUGGAUGAUCUGCUUAUACCAUCACUCCAAACAGGUUAUUCCUUGUUCGACGUUGACACCAUCCAUCGGAUUCUGGUACAUUUCCUGCAACGGAUCGAAGAAGAAGAAGAGAAUGAAGAAUGUGGAUAUGAAUCAGAAGGCAUGGGGUCUCCGAGCCAUGGAUCCUUGUUGAAAGUUGGAAGGCUUGUUGAUGCUUACUUAGCUGAAAUUGCUCCUGACCCUUAUUUAAGCCUUCCAAAGUUCAUUGCCAUGAUUGAGGUACUACCUGAUUAUGCUCGUGUCAUUGAUGAUGGACUCUACAGGGCUAUUGACAUUUACUUGAAGGCCCAUCCAAUGUUGAGCGAACACGAAUGCAAGAAGCUGUGCAAGUAUAUAGACUGUCAAAAACUCUCUCAAGAAGCUUGCAACCAUGCUGCUCAAAAUGAUAGACUCCCAGUCCACUUGGUGGUUCGAGUUCUGUAUUUCGAGCAGCUUCGGUUGAAGAAUGCAUUGUCUGGGAGUUGUGGAGACGGAUUAUUAUCGCAAAAAAUGAGCAGCGGGGUUCCUAGUGCUGCUAUGUCGCCUCGAGAUACUUAUGCUUCUCUGAGAAGGGAGAAUCGGGAACUGAAGCUGGAGAUAUCAAGAAUGCGAGUAAGGCUGAGUGAUCUGGAAAAAGAGCAGGUGGUGAUGAAACAGGGGAUGAUGAAUAAGUCUGGUGGGGGGAAGACAUUGUUAACAUCCAUAUCUAGAGGGUUUGGAAGAAUGGGUAUAUUCAAAGGGCAAGAGGGAUCGGGGUCGGGGAAGAAGCUCCAAGCAAAAGAAGGGAAGAGUGGGAGAAGCAAGAGGUAUUCUGUAUCUUAGACUUGUGAAAUGUAAUGUUUGU